Messenger RNA from Propithecus coquereli (Coquerel's sifaka), 1237 nucleotides. Its product is annotated as transmembrane protein 45A. The transcript is spliced from 5 exons. Lineage: Eukaryota; Metazoa; Chordata; Mammalia; Primates; Indriidae. The record is from RefSeq and is a predicted model, not a curated record. The coding region runs from base 40 to 813 and encodes 257 amino acids.
UUCAGAGGUCAUGCUCUCCCUGGAACUUUCUUUAUUAUUAUGAGUCUUUGGUGGAGUACAAGGAGUAUUCUGAAAUAUGUCUGCAAAAAGCAAAAGCGAACCUGCUACCUUGGUUCCAAAGCAUUAUUCCAUCUAGCAGAAAUUUUGGAAGGAAUUGCAUUAGUUGGCAUGGCUUUAACUGGCAUGGCUGGGGAGCAGUUUAUUCCUGGAGGGCCCCACCUGAUGUUAUAUAAGAAGGGCCAGUGGAACCACCUCCUUAACUGGCAUCAUUUCACCAUGUAUUUCUUCUUUGGGCUGGUGGGCGUGGCAGACAUCUUAUGUUUCACCAUCCGUUCACUUCCCGCCUCAUUACCCAAGUUAAUGUUGUCAAAUGCCUUUUUUAUAGAGGCUUUUAUCUUCUACAACCACACUCAUGGCCGUGAAAUGCUGGAAAUCUUUGUGCACCAGCUGCUGGUUUUGGUCAUCUUUUUGACAGGCCUGGUCACCUUCCUGGAGUUCCUCCUACAGAACAAUGUACUUCUGGAACUUCUGCGUUCAAGCCUCAUCCUGCUUCAGGGGAGCUGGUUCUUUCAGAUUGGUUUUGUCCUGUUUCCCCCCAGUGGAGCUCCUGCAUGGAAUCUGAUGGAUCAAGAGAACAUUAUGUUUCUCACCAUAUGCUUUUGUUGGCAUUAUGCAGUAAGCUUUAUCAUCAUUGGAGCGAAUUAUGCUUUUGUUACCUGGUUGGUUAAGUCUAAACUUAAGAGGCUCUGCCCCUCAGAAGUUGGACUCCUAAAAAAUGUUGAGCGAGAACAAGAAUCAGAAGAAGAGAUGUGAUUUGGACGGACAUCCAGUCUUUCUAGAUAAACCUUUUCUUUUUUGGAUUGCUGUUCAUGGUUUUGUUUCUUGACCUUUUGUUUGGAGAGCUGGCUAAGGAUGUCUCUCAGUGUACUGUUUGUAUUUCCAAUUUUGUCGAAGUAUUUGAAUUUAAAUGUUUUAUUUUUAGCUCUGAACAUAUGUUGGGUGAUAAGUUCAUUUUGCACAUCAUACACAACAUACUAUUCAGGGGCUAGAGGGACUUUUUCCAGGUCAUCUACAGUUUCAUGCCCACAGUAUAAAAAAAAUCUGUUUUAUUUGCCUUAUAGAUAAGCUCAAGGUUUAGGGGCUUGUGACCAUCUGUAACUUGUUGAACAUGGAGUUACACUUGUUUGUCUUAUUGCUACAAUGAGAAAUAAAUGAAUACAUGCAACUUGGUGCAGAC